AUGACAUUCCCUCGGUUUCUGAUGCUGGUCGUCUUCACAUUGGCUACUACAAUGGACUCGACAUUGGCUUUAAAGGUAUCUUUGUUUGACGACAACGACAAAGAAUCAUUAGCAUCAUCAUCAUCAUCAUUCAACUUGACCAGCGCAGGCGGUACAUCGGCUAUGGAUGGGAUUGCGUCAUCUUCUCCCACAAAUGAGACACCUACUGCUUCACCAUCGUCAAACAACAACAAUGGAAGUGAUAAUGGUGGUAAUGAAAUCGGUUGCUGGACGUUUGCACCCUCAAGAAGUACAACCUACUACGGCAACAACAACAACAACAACAACAAGGGUGGUUGGACACUGCCUGAUGCAGAGCAAGAAGACGAUGCGCUUUGGUAUGUACUCAAAAUUUCUCUCUCCGUACUUGGGACCGCUGGCCUAUGUCUUUUGGCGUAUGUCGUUCAUCGGAAUCGACAGUUUCGGUUACAGGUAGAGGCAACCCGUCGAGCAGUGGCGGAACAACGACGAAGGCGACGACGACGAAUCGAGCUGAGGAACCACCUGGGAGAUGCUUAUUAUGGCGAAGAGGACGAAGAUGACGGUGAUCAUAAUAAUAACAAUCAUGAUGAAGAUAUUCAUAUCGACAUGGACAUGCCCUACACGUCAUCAAGAUCCGAAGAGAUCAUCAAGCGAUUUUAUUUUCAAACGGUGCUUUCUUCUGAUAAAGACGAUGACAAAAGGAAAGAGGAGGACGAUGAUUCCAGUCAUGACGAGGAGAAUCCUUCCCCACAAAAUGGCGAGGAUGAGCAUUUUACUGCAUCAAAAAGUGCAGAUUCGGAUGACGACACCGCCGCUACUGGUACGGAGGAGUCGAAGAAUGGAAGUACACGUACGUGUUCGACGACGAGCCAAGAAGAAGAAAAGGGUGAUUGGUUCUUUCAGUCGUAUUGGUGGAAUAACAAUGAAACGUCGCCAACCAAUCAGGAAUGCUGUAUUUGCUUGGAGGGGUAUGCCCCAAGGGAAACCAUUUGUGUGCCCAUUACGACCAAAUGCAAUCAUGUCUUUCAUGAGGAUUGUGUGGUAGCCUGGUUGCAAAGGAGUAAUGCGUGUCCACUGUGUCGAGUUGAUUUGAUGAAAGCAGAGGAACAACCACAACAGCAGCACCAGCAAGAACAAUCGUGA
Messenger RNA from Cylindrotheca closterium, 1164 nucleotides. NCBI's taxonomy places the organism in Eukaryota, Bacillariophyta, Bacillariophyceae, Bacillariales, Bacillariaceae. The record is from the annotation of a GenBank genome assembly.